Molecule: messenger RNA, 486 nt
Organism: Entamoeba invadens IP1
Lineage: Eukaryota; Evosea; Mastigamoebida; Endamoebidae
Product: actin, putative
Exons: 2
Coding region: 1-486 (161 amino acids)
Source: RefSeq, a predicted model, not a curated record
AUGACAGAACAAUUACUGAGUGAUAAUGUUGGAAUCUUUAACAUUGGUUCAUUUAAAACCAAAAUCGGAUAUGCUAAUAAAGAAGCACCUGAAGAAGUGUUUAAAAGUGUUGUUGGAUACUUAAAAUGUGUGUAUUAUGGUUGUGGGCAGGCAAUAAGAGAUACUUAUGUUGGUAAAUAUUUUAUUCACAAUUGUUAUUCAAUGAAUUUGAAAUAUCCAGUCCAACGUGGUUUAGUUAGUGACCGAGAUAAUUUUGAUUAUAUUGUUCAUUAUAAAUCACCAGUUUUGUUAACAGAAUCAAUAAAUUACACCAAAACAACAAGAAAAAAUCUUUGUAUGACUAUGUUUGAAGGGUUUAAUUGUCCAUAUUUUUGUCUUGUUUCGCAGCCAGUAUUAUCAUUGAUGUCGACUGGUCAAAGUACCGGUUAUUGUGUUGAAUGUGGUGAUGGAAUAACACAAUUUGUACCAAUUUAUGAAGGUUCAUAA